UUCAACGCUGCCGUAACGCUUCGAUCCGUGUGCGCCGCUGGCGGUGCGCCUUUUAUAAAUAAUACUUGUAGUUAAUAUUCCAAAGUGUUGAAUCGGAAAUGCAAGAAUUAGCAUACAUUACUGCGGCACCCGUUACACAACACUGCACCGCAACGAUUACCGCCAAUUGUUAACAACUGUUUUUAGCAUUGUUAACACGCACACGCGCUUUCUUACGAGUGCCUUAAAAAGUGUUCCCUUCCCAAAAUAAGUCAAAUUAGCAGUAGUACAAAGCAAAGUCCAAAAUUAUGGCCAGUAAAAGCCACCAGGCGGAGGCCCAGCAAUUGUACCCACAGCCCAGCAGAGUGGAACUGCUUACGGCUCAAACGGAACCGAACCAGAAACCGCGAUGGGGUAAUCUCCUACUGCUGGUGGCCCUGGCAACCACUUUCGGGGGCGCGGUAUCCACCGGUUACUGCAUAGGCGUUAUCAAUGCCCCCUCAAAGCUCAUGAAGGUCUGGUGUAAUCAAACACUGCACGAAAACUACGGCAGCAACCUGACCACGAGCGGGUUGGACCUUUUGUGGUCGUGCAUUGUUUCUGUGUUCCUGGUCGGAGGCGCCAUCGGUUCGCUGGGCGGUGCUGGAGCGGCUAACAAGUUUGGCAGAAAAGCAUGUUUCCUCAUCUGCGGCGCCCUGUUCACUGUGGGAGCUGUGCUCUUCUUCUUUUGCCGCGCCGCGAACUCGGUGGAGAUGCUGGUGAUUGGCCGCUUCAUCGUGGGUCUGGCCUCCGGUCUCGUGACCGCCACACUGCCCAUGUACCUGUCCGAAGUGGCACCACAAGCGCUUCGUGGUACCCUGGGCGUCUUCUGUGCUGUCGGCGUGACUGGAGGAGUGGUUGUGGGUCAGGUGUGCAGUCUAGCAAACGUCUUUGGCACUGAGGAACUCUGGCACUAUGCACUGACCGCCUACAUGGGUCUGAUCUUGGUGUGCUACCUCCCAUCGUACCUGUUCCCCGAGAGCCCCAAGUUCCUGUAUAUCGUGAAAGGAAAUCGGGCGGCUGCCAAGCGAGAACUUCAGCGACUGCGAGGCAAGGAUGCAGAGGAUCUGAUUGCUCAGGAGAUUGCCGAGAUGGAGGCAGAGGCCAAUGCCAAGGUACAGACGAGCAGCUUCUGUGAUGUGCUGCGCGAUCCUCGCCUAACGUUGCCCCUGAUUAUCGUCUGCUGCUUCCAUGGCGGCCAGCAGCUGUCGGGCAUUAAUGCGAUAUUUUACUACUCGGUGAGCAUCUUUGAAAAGGCCGGCUUGUCUACUGUAAACGCGCAGUGGGCGAAUUUGGGCGCUGGCUGCCUGAAUUUGUGCAUUUCACUGCUGGGUCCCUGGCUGAUGGCGUACUGCAAUAGACGAACCCUGAUGAUGUUCUCCUGUGCCCUGUGCUCGGUCUUUCUGUUCACCAUUGCCUUUGUAUUGUUCUAUAUUGACUAUGUCAGCUGGUUUGCAAUUGCCUGCAUCUUCUGCAUCAUGGGCUACAUAUUCUUCUAUCAAUUCGGUCUGGGCCCCAUUCCCUACUUCAUUGGCUCAGAACUGUUUGAGGUGGCUCCCCGAUCCGUCGCCAUGUCAAUGGGGAGCCUUGCCUCAUGGACGUGCAAUUUCAUAAUUGGCAUCUCGUUCCCCCUCCUGCAGAAUGCGUGGGGCGCCUUUGUCUUCCUGCCCUUCUCCAUUACCUGCGUGCUGCUCUGUUUGCUGACGAAAUUCUAUCUGCCGGAAACGCACGGACGCGAUCCGUCCGAGGUGGCGCCCCUCGUAUCGAAGGGCUUCCGCUCCAAGGUCAAAUGAGAGCUUGGCUAACACUGGCUAAACCAUUGGCUAUUAUCUUACAAUUAGGUUUAAGUGUGGUAAUAGGUUUUAAGCAAGAAGUCUCGUCCAGUACGUGUGUGCCUUGGUCGACAAUAAGCUGGAGUGCUCCUCCACAUUGUUCAAGGUCGAAUUGCUCAAUGGCCGGCCAAACUAUAAUUGUAAUUUUGUCUACGUAUUCGUAAGUUUUUUGUACAAACAAUUAAUAAAUGAGAAACCGGAAUAAAACCUAGGUUAAGGCACCCUGUAAAAAGCUUUCAACGCUCCGUCCUCUUAUCACGCUGCACAAGUUCAAUUAAAAUGCCUGGAGGAAGGACGGAGCGCAAACUAAUA
Messenger RNA from Drosophila serrata, 2162 nucleotides. RefSeq names its product sugar transporter 1 (gene sut1). Gene Ontology annotation, biological process: monosaccharide transmembrane transport. The record is from RefSeq and is a predicted model, not a curated record. Gene Ontology annotation, molecular function: hexose transmembrane transporter activity. NCBI's taxonomy places the organism in Eukaryota, Metazoa, Arthropoda, Insecta, Diptera, Drosophilidae. Gene Ontology annotation, cellular component: membrane.